ACUGUCGUUGAGGUAAAUGAAUCCGUAAAUUGCUUGUCAAUUGUAUUUGACAAUGUCGGGCCUAUCUGAUGAGACAGCAGGAGACCUCCCUGUGAAGGAUGUCGGCAUGAACCUGGCUGGAAUUGGUGGCUUGCAAGAAUCAUCUGGUGCACAGAAUACUAGAGCUCGUCAAGCCGUGUCUCGUAUUUGCCGUGAAGAGCUGGAAGAUCGCUUUCUUCGGCUACAUGAUGAAAACCUUUUACUCAAACAACAUGCACGAAAACAAGAAGAUAAAAUUAAAAGGAUGGCUACUAAGCUAAUUAGGCUUGUUAAUGAUAAGAAGAGGUCUGAGAUGGAGAGUGGCGGCACCAAGCGGAUAGGCAGGGACAUUGAAAUGGAAGAGAUGAUUGAGGAACUGCAGGAAAGAGUUUGUGAAUUGGAGAAGCAGAAUGAUGGGCUGAAGAAUCGACUGGUAGCGACUAAACAGCAGCUACAAGUGCAAGGCCGUAGAAACACACCAUACAGUUAUGUACAAUCACGUGUAAAUACUGGCCUCAGAAAAGUUCAUGAAGUUGCCUUUACACAAGGAAAUCUUAAAAAAGGAAUUAGAGUUCAAGAUCCAGAGUUGACAACAAGAUCUACCCACCCUAUGUUUCCCAGAUACGGACAUAGCUUGCUUGAAGAUGCCAGGGCUGAAGUGCGAAAUCUGGAGAAUUGCAUUGAAUCCCAGAAGGUGCAGAUGGAAGAUAUGGAACAGUCUAUUGAGAUAUUGAGAGAACAGAUGAGGAAGAAGGAUAAAGAAUAUGAGGAGUCCCUUCUGCAUCUCAGAGAGGAUCAGGCAACAGGACAGAGGACAGCAAUCAAAGACAAUGUGGAGAUGAUAAAGCUACAGAAACAGCUUGUGGAGAAAGGAGCUGCACUUACUGUCUUGGAGGGAAAAUAUUUGCAAAUUCAGGAGAACCAGAAAACCAUGAAAGCCAGUCACAAUGCUUUAAUGAGUAAAGUUGAUGAACUGAAUGCACAGCUGAAAGAAGAACGUUCUAAGUGCCUUUUUCUUGAAAAUCAGCUCCACUCAACUUCAUUUUCUCAACAAACAACUGUAGAGUUACAAGAGAGAGUCAGCGACUUACUAAAGGAAAGAGAUCUUUUGAGGGAAAAUUAUGACAAAUUAUACAACAGUGCUUUUGACAUGACCCAUGAACAAGAGUGGAAGUUGAAGGAACAGCAGCUGAAACUACAGAUUGCACAGCUCGAGACCGCACUAAAAUCUGACCUGGCUGACAAAAAUGACAUCUUGGACAAAAUAAAACUGGAAAGAGAAAAAAAUGAACAACUCUCCCAGGAGAACAAAGAGCUUCAGCUGCACUAUCUUGAACACAAGCAACAGUUGGAUGAACUGAAAGAGCGCAUGAAGUUCUUCACCAAAGAGAGUGAUAUUGAUGUGACUGAACUCAGCGAAGCACUGAUGCUCAUAAAGGUUCGUAAACACGAGAAAAAUGGACAUGUUGAAUUCCUGGAGAAAGUGGAGGAUGACAUUAAGAAAGAUUUGGAAUACUCUGUGCGAGAGCUUCAGGCAACACAUGCAGAGACUGUUCAAGAACUUGAAAAGACAAGAAAUAUGUUACUAAUGCAGUACAAAAUCAAUAAGGAUUAUCAGACUGAAGUUGAUACUGUGACACGGAAGAUGGAAGAUAAUAACCGAGAAUAUGAGAUUAAACUGGAACAGUAUGCACAGCUGCUUGACAUUAGGGCCGAUCGAAUCAGAAAACUUGAAGCCCAACUCAAAGACAUAGCCUAUGGCACCAAACAAUUCAAAUUCAAAACAGAAAUAACAACCGAUGAUGAAGUUGAUGAAAUUGAUGAAACUGUCCAUUUAGAGCGUGGAGAAAAUUUAUUUGAGAUCCAUAUCAGCAAAGUGAUCUUCUCUUCUGAAGCUAUUAAGGCUUUUGGAGAACAAGAACCUGCUAUUUUCUGUACCUAUGCUUUCUAUGACUAUGAACUCCAGUCCACCCCUGUAAUACAUGGACUACAGCCAGUAUUUGACUUCACAUCUCAGUACGUUGUCCGAGUGGACGAUGUCUUCUUACAGUAUUUACAGCAAAACACAGUAAAACUCGAGGUACAGCUUGCAUAUGGCACAGACUAUGAAACAAUUGCAACAUGCCAGUUGAGAAUGCAUGAAAUCCUCGAAAAGAAUGGCAGAAUUUUUGGCACUGCAUUUUUGGUUGGUGGCAGACAAGAUUCUGAAAAUUAUGGAACAAUUGAGUAUUGGUUUCGUCUACGUGUGCCAAUGGCUCAGGCUAUUCGGCUUUACAAAGAACGAACAAAAGCACUAGGAUAUAUAGCUUCCAUUCAUCAUUCAGAUGAUCAAAUGCAACAGGCACACACUACAGCUCUGACAGAUGGUAAUCUGAAUGAACUUCAUAUUAUUAUAAAAUCCUGUGACAAUCUGCAAGCCAGAAGGAAGAAUCACCAGCCAAAUCCUUAUGCUGUCUACAAGUUCUUUGAUUUUGCAGAUCAUGAUACAGCCAUUAUUCCAAACAGCAACGACCCACACUUUGAUGAUCACAUGAAAUUUCCAGUACCAAUUAAUACAGAACUUGAUCGAUAUUUAAAGUCAGAAUCAUUAACUGUUUAUGUGUUUGAUGAUGCAGAACCUGAUGAUACUUUUUACCUAGGAAAAGCGAAAGUUCCCCUUAUUUCAUUAGCUCACAACAAGUAUAUCAUAGGAACAUUUGAACUCAUGAAUCUUGAAGGACUAGUCAAUGGCACAAUAAAUGUUGAAAUAAAAUGGAUGGCUUCAUACUUGCCAUCAAAUGAAUCCAUAAUGAGAGUUGAUCAACAUGAGGUAAUCCCAAAGGAAGACCGAGAAAAGUUGCCAGUAAAAGAGGAAUUCAACAAAUCUUCACCUACAGUAUCUGAGGAUCCAGUUUUGAAACCUCAAAAGCAAAUACCUGAUCGUGAAGAAAGAAGAGUGUCAUGGGCAGAUAUGGAUUCUUCUGAGAGUCUCCUAACUAAAGGAGCAAAACGUUCUGACGUUCAUAUUGCUGAUGUUACAAGCAAAACAAAUGAGGCAAAAAUUGCUACAACAGAGCCGGAACCAAUUAAUCAGACACAGAUUGUCACAGAUGCAGAGUUGGAAAAUGCACAAGGAUCGGAGAAUGAUGAGGAGAGCUCAGAUUUCUCUGCAGAGCUGACUUCCACUAUUUCUGGAAUAACUGAAAAACUAGAUGAUACAGAGCCUGGCCAAGUUGAUGAUGAUGUUGAGGAAUCAAUAACGGACAGUGAUGAUUGUAUUGUCCCAGGCCGGCUGUCAACACACAUAAAGCAGCCAUCAGAAAAGAUCCGGAUUGAGAUUGUAUCUCUCACUCUGAACGAAGAUACUCAAAUCCUGAAGGAUGAAACUAUUCAACGAUUGUUUGUUGAAUACAGGUUCUACAAUUUGCCAGCUGAGGAAACGCCAAUGUCUCUUCCAAAGCCAUACAAUGGACAAUGGAUUUAUUACAAUCACAGCAAUGUGAUCUAUGUGGAUCAAGAAAAUAACCAGCAAAGGAGGCAAUUCCUUUGGUCAGUACUCCAGGGAUUGGAGUUAAACCUCGAGAGUGUAAAAUUUACAAUAGUCAGUGAUCCACCCGAAGAUGAGCAAGACUUGGAGUGUGAAGAUGUCGGCGUUGCAUAUGUUAAUCUGAGAGAGCUUUUCCAAAAGAAAGAAGACAUUAUUGAACAGGACAUUGACAUUGUUGAUUCACAGGACAGCACAUUGGUGAUUGGGAAAUUAAAAGUGACGGUGGAGGCAUUGGAGGCACUGCUUUCAAUCUAUGAAGAGAACAAAUAAAGGCAAUCGGAAAAACACACAGUACUAGAUGUUUUGAUAUGGAUAAUGUUUUCUUGUAAGACACUGAAAUAUGUUUAUUUCCAUAUCUGAGCACCAUAAUUAAGAUCAACAAUGGUUAUUUGAUAUUCUUCACUUUCAUCUUCUGUUUUCUUUGUUCUUUAUUCAUUCCAUGGAAUUUGUUUCUCUGAUUUUUAUUUAAUAUAGUUGAACACUCAACCUUACA
Molecule: messenger RNA, 4037 nt
Organism: Hemiscyllium ocellatum (epaulette shark)
Lineage: Eukaryota; Metazoa; Chordata; Chondrichthyes; Orectolobiformes; Hemiscylliidae
Gene: rpgrip1l
Product: RPGRIP1 like
Exons: 26
Coding region: 53-3814 (1253 amino acids)
Biological process (GO): non-motile cilium assembly; retinal rod cell development
Cellular component (GO): photoreceptor connecting cilium
Molecular function (GO): thromboxane A2 receptor binding
Source: RefSeq, a predicted model, not a curated record